AUGGGAGGCUCUAAAGUGCAGGAGUGGACACCUACCAGAAAUAUUUCCGUGGUGGAAUGGAAGAAAAUCUUUCAGAGCAGGAAAGUGACAGGGGAAUGGGUGGAGAGACCCAAGAUCCAGAAAAUUCAAUCAGUUUCAGCCACCCCUACUAAGUCAUCAUCAAAGCAGCCAUCCCAGAAUAUGCUAUAUGAUGGUGGGGAUGAAUUUAUUGGAGACCUGCACCAGCAGGAUUUCAUACCACUGCAGCUACCAAAGUCUCUGAGUCAGAAUGACUAUCUUAGGCAAUGGGUCCCAAAGACCCAGCAAUAUCUCAAUAUACUACUUGGGAUGGAGCACCAGAGGCUGCCUUUCCAUCAAAUCAGUCAAUGGACAGGUGGAUUCUUUGAGGAUUGUUGCCUGGUCAAGACUGGCGCUGACAGCGAGCAUGCCAAUGACAACGUAGGGCCCAAGCAGUACCCAAAGGACAGUAAUAAUGGGAAUAAUGCCUAUGAUGCUGAACUGGAUGAACAACCUACUGGUGUGCAGUAUUCAAAUGACAUCAAUGAUUUACCUACCGGUGUGCUGUUCAUAAAGAAUCACAAGACCAUGACAACCAUAGUGGACAAGUCUGGAGUUCACACUCACAUCAUCAAGUAUUGCACAUGCGCUGAUGCUCCUAGCACCAACAUACAACUCUUUCAAAUGGGCAUGUUCCCGGCAUCCUUUUCCCAACCAAAGACUGCCUUUACCUUUGAUGUAUUGGAUGAUUUCUUGCUGGAUAACUUGGAGUGUGGGACAUCGGCAAUGAAUUAUUACAGCAAGUUAAGGAGGAUGACCACAGCUUGUCCUCAGCCAGGCAUUAAUGUGACGUUGCUGACUGAAGGCGACUAUGAGGAGACGAACAACAAAUCAGAUCUGGAGACACCCAGUUGGCUCCAUUCAAGAUCACUAGUCAUGAAUGGCAACUUCAAAGCUGAGUAUCUGCAUGCCGCAAAUCCCAUUGAUGAAGUCUCCCUGAUGGAUGGCUACAGUUUCAUGCCAACACAUCUCACCACCAACUGGAAGCAAUGGGCAUCAGGGGUUGUGCCUGUGCAAGACAUGGCUGCUUCGUCCCUCGUGCAAUGGUGGACUUUCAGAAGGGAGAAAGCCUUACAGACAGCCACCAGACAGAUGAAUAUGAACUACACUUUGUGUGAGGGGUUGAAACACAAUGCUGAUGGCAUUCAGCGUGCAUUGACAUUUUAUGAUGUUAACUGCCAGUACCACAAGCAUCUGAAGGACUGUAUAGCUGACAAUCCUUUCUUGGACAUACGGCCAGAGUUGGAGAUAAUCCCAGGGAUUGGAUUGACGGCGAGAUCAUGGGUGUUACAAACUAGGAUGGUUCUGACGUAUGGCUACUCGAUAAGAGUAAUCGGCCAAGGUUGGUUCAAGGCUUCAGCAUAUGCCGAAGUUCAAUGGUUCACUAAGACAAGACAAGGAGAGUGUCCUUGGCUUGAAUCGAGUUUCAGACGACUUAAGAUUGGAGGUCUUAAGCAAAGGAAGUUCCAGGACUAUGAAGGCAAGGCCCUUUGCCGUAAAUUCAGGCAAGUGGUGAAAGGGGUAGCUGACAGCAAGGUGGCCUUUGAGAAGCUUGAUCAAACUGCUGAUGCAAAUCAAGUCAGAGAAUGGGAACAACAAGAGAAGCUUGCACAGCAACGGCAUGCCACUGAUCCAAAAGCAAUGGACAUUUAUGAAGUACGACUGCAGAAAGACAGUGCCAACAAGAAAGCAACAGGAACUACAGUUGCUGGAGAUGGUUUGUCUAUCAAGGAGGCACAGGUGACGCUCCAAAUGGAUGUUUGGAAGUUGAAUAGGCACUCUAUACAAAACCAGCAACUGGAGAUUGGAUGCCGUCGUGAGAGAAUGCAAGGAGACAUCGACCAUUGGGUGGAGUUUACAGUGAUAUUCCUUGGUGAUGCAUUAUAUGAUAGUGACAUCCAGGUGAUGGAGGAUGAGCUGCUGAUCCUUGAAGAAGAUUUUGAUGAUGACAUGACUGAUCAAUUCACAUUAUUUGAUUCUGAAAAGGUGGUCAUCCCAAUGCCAUCUAAUCUGGGCACCGGCAGGUGCACCGAACGUGGCUCCAAAGAUUUGAUUCAUCAAGAACUUGUGUUAAGGCAGGGACAGGCCAAUGAUGCCCUGCACAACAUCAGAGUUCACUUGGCAGACAAGGCCAUCAUUUUCCACAAGACUGUCAGAAUGGCAAAGUCACAAGCAAUGUACACUAGAGCUUUGGCUCUGGUUCAUUCAGUGGAUAGGACAAGAUAUCGCCCAUUGGCCAAGGAGCAUCUCAAGGUUAGCACAGCCAUCAGCGAUCCAAAUACCAGAGGCCAGAGAAACAAUAUUUUGGCUUGGUUCUGGUCCAUGGACAUGGUGGGAGACUCUGAUGGGAGUGAUUGGCUUAAUGAAUUUUACCGGGUGCAUUGGCUCCAUGCCAAGGCUCUGAGAGACCGCUGGGAGGAAGAAAUGCUACUUGUGCAGCAUGAAAUGAAUUGGACAUGCAACUUCUUUGUGCACAAAGCAAAUCAAUGGAUACGUCUGGGCAUCCUUGGCAAAGACACCAAGAAGGUGGGACACAUUGCCUAUGCAGUAUGGCAGUGUGUUACGAACUAG
Molecule: messenger RNA, 2628 nt
Organism: Suillus subalutaceus
Lineage: Eukaryota; Fungi; Basidiomycota; Agaricomycetes; Boletales; Suillaceae
Exons: 13
Coding region: 1-2628 (875 amino acids)
Source: RefSeq, a predicted model, not a curated record